Acanthosepion pharaonis is the source of this 501-nucleotide messenger RNA. The record is from the annotation of a GenBank genome assembly. Lineage: Eukaryota; Metazoa; Mollusca; Cephalopoda; Sepiida; Sepiidae.
AUGUCUUUCUUUUUUUCUCUAUAUUCUCUUUUACUUCUUCUUUCUCUUCCUAUUGAUCUCUUUGUAUUUUUUAUCUCUCCUUCUCUCCUUCUCUCUUCCUCUUUUAUUUCUUUAUUUCUAACUCCUCUUCUCUCUUCUUUUGUUCAUUUUUUAUGUCUUUGUUUUUCUCGCUUUUCUCUUAUUCACUUUCUUUCUGACACCAUCUCUUCUCUUUUCAUCUCUCUUCUCUCAUCUUUACUUACCUUAGCUUUCUUUUCUUUCUUUGUUUAUUUCUUUAUUUUUAACUCUUCUUCUCUCUUUCUCCCUUUUUUGUGUCUCUUUUCUCUUUCUCUUCACUUUCUUUCGAGCCCUCUUAUUGUGAUUUUAUCCCCAUUCAUUUCUUUUUCUAAUUCGUCUUCACACUUCAUCUUUUUUCUUUCUUUUCUUUCUCGUUUUUUAUCUUUUUCCCUUUCUCUUGCCUUUUUUCUUUCUUUUCUUUCUCCUUUUCUUCUACUCUCUUGA